AUGGCACCUCGCGCUCAGAAGGCGGCAAGCGGUACGCCGGGUGGCUCGGGAACGCCCGGUCCAGACGAUGGUCCGCAGAUCAGUCCAGGAGGCACGUACGGCUUGGAGGAUGUGGUGGUAGGCUCCAAAGCCUUCGUUCAGAAGCCCGACGUGGUUACGGGAGAGAUGGAGGAGAGGAAGGCCGAAAUCCUGUCCAUUCGCGAGAAGCCCAAACCUCGUCUCACCAAGAAGCAACAAGCAGAGCUCGAAGGCAAGCCGGCGCCGACAUUGGAGGAGAAGCUGGAGUACUAUGUCCACUACAGCGAAUUCAAUAAGCGCCUUGACGAGUGGGUCAGCGGCACUCGUAUCAUCACUUCUCGCGAGCUGGAAUGGCCAAAGAAGGAGCCGGUCAACGACAAGACCAAGAGGAAGAUUGUGCGCACAGCGAGUGGAGCGUCCACGCCUUCGACGCCCCUCACACCGACUGGCAAAGGCAGUCGUGGCGCUGGCGCCAGCAACUUGCUCAAGAAGGCGGCCAAGAACGUCUUGGAAGAGGCGGGUCUCGAGACACCACAAAAGCGCAAGGCCGACUCUGGCGACACAACAAGAGCCGAAUCAGUGGAUGCAGACGCAGAUGGCGAGGACGAUGAUGAGGGCGCUGUCGUCGAGAUGGAGAUGCUCGGUGGCCGAGACAUUGCAACAGGAAGCGAUGGCAACCUCAGCGCCUCCGUCAGUGCCUCGCUCAACGCUAACCAAGGCCAAGAAACCUUCAGCAAGAAGCAGGAGAUCGAGAAGCUACGCACGUCAGGCUCCAUGACCCAGUCCGUCUCGGAAGUCGCUCGUGUGAAGAACCUCAACAAGAUUCAGAUGGGCGAUGCUCUCGUCUCGACAUGGUACUUUUCCGCCUAUCCUGCCGAAUACGCACACAUCGAUGUCCUCUACAUCUGCGAGCUCUGCCUCUCCUACUAUCCGAGCCCCUUCACGCUCAAGCGCCAUCGAAGCAAGUGCGCGCUCCAGCAUCCGCCAGGCAACGAGAUCUACCGACACGAAGAGAUCUCCUUUUUCGAGAUCGACGGCCGCAAGCAAAGGACGUGGUGCCGCAACCUAUGUCUGCUCAGCAAGUGCUUCCUCGACCACAAGACGCUCUACUACGACGUCGAUCCCUUCCUCUACUAUUGCAUGGUCAAGCGCGACGACAAGGGCUGCCACCUCUUGGGCUACUUUUCCAAGGAGAAGGAUUCGGCGGAGAACUACAACGUCGCCUGUAUCUUGACGCUACCGCAACACCAGCGCCACGGCUACGGCAAGCUGCUCAUCGAGUUCUCCUACGAGCUCAGCAAGAUCGAGAAGAAGCUCGGCAGUCCUGAAAAGCCGCUCUCGGAUCUGGGUCUGCUGAGUUACCGUGCCUACUGGGCCGAGAUCAUCGUCGACCUGCUGCUCAACACCGAGGAGGACAUCAGCAUCGAAGAGAUUGCACAAAAGACCGCCUUCACCCACGCCGACGUGCUCCACACCUGCAUGGCGCUCAACAUGCUCAAGCAGUACCAGGGCAAGCACUAUCUCGUCCUUUCGGAUGCGGUCAUCGCAAAACACGCGAAGACGGCCAAGAAGAACCGCAAGCGCAUCAACCCAGCCAAGCUCGUGUGGACCCCGCCGUCAUACCAGCGCUUCCAGCUUCAGUUUGGUUGGUAG
Kalmanozyma brasiliensis GHG001 is the source of this 1671-nucleotide messenger RNA. RefSeq names its product MOZ/SAS-like protein. Lineage: Eukaryota; Fungi; Basidiomycota; Ustilaginomycetes; Ustilaginales. The transcript has a single exon. The coding region runs from base 1 to 1671 and encodes 556 amino acids. Gene Ontology annotation, molecular function: histone acetyltransferase activity. The record is from RefSeq and is a predicted model, not a curated record. Gene Ontology annotation, biological process: regulation of DNA-templated transcription.